Molecule: messenger RNA, 298 nt
Organism: Plasmodium reichenowi
Lineage: Eukaryota; Apicomplexa; Aconoidasida; Haemosporida; Plasmodiidae
Source: the annotation of a RefSeq genome assembly
CACAUGCUCAUCAACUUUAAAAAAAUAUGAAGAAUGGUAUAAUAAAAGGAAAAAUGAAUGGACUGAACAAUCUAUUAAAUAUAACAAGGUCAAAACUAAAUAUAAAGAUAUAGAAAACUUAUCUUCUUCUAAUUAUUUAAUAAAAAAAUGUCCUGAAUGUAAAUGUACCAAAAAAAAUUUGCAAGAUAUAUUUGAGCUUACAUUUGAUGAAAAAGCUUUAUUAAAAAAGCUAGAAGAAGAAGAAUCACCUGUGAGUAAUAGUAUGAAUACCUUACCAGAAUCAGAUCAAAGAAGAUUA